Molecule: messenger RNA, 396 nt
Organism: Penicillium coprophilum
Lineage: Eukaryota; Fungi; Ascomycota; Eurotiomycetes; Eurotiales; Aspergillaceae
Exons: 1
Coding region: 1-396 (131 amino acids)
Source: RefSeq, a predicted model, not a curated record
AUGAUUGCCCCCAACUCCAACCUCGAAAAGAUGCAGAGCAUGUUCUACUUCGACGGGAAGCUCAUCCCGGAGCCCGAGUACGAUCCUCGUCAGGUCAGCAACUGGGUGAACGUCUACAUCAAGUCACGGGACUCUGACUCCGACGACGAAACCCUCAUGCGCACAGUCGCCGCAUACAUUCGAACCAGCACCGCUUCGAUCUCUGUCCAUGCCAAGCACCACGACCAUCCACUGUGCGUCUCGAUCAAGGUGCCCGGAGACUACCAUUCCAGCAAAGCCUCUAUUCUCGCGGCGGCCGAGCUGCAGGCUGACUACUAUUGCCAGGAGAUUCGAAAUGGGAGAGUGCGCAUCAAUCGAGCACUGCUUUUCAGACGUCAGAUGCAAGACCGGCGUUGA